This is a messenger RNA of Paecilomyces variotii, 1947 nucleotides long. RefSeq lists its product as hypothetical. The record is from RefSeq and is a predicted model, not a curated record. Bases 245 to 1807 code for a protein of 520 amino acids. Gene Ontology annotation, biological process: regulation of transcription by RNA polymerase II. NCBI's taxonomy places the organism in Eukaryota, Fungi, Ascomycota, Eurotiomycetes, Eurotiales, Thermoascaceae. The transcript has 3 exons. Gene Ontology annotation, cellular component: nucleus. Gene Ontology annotation, molecular function: RNA polymerase II cis-regulatory region sequence-specific DNA binding; DNA-binding transcription factor activity, RNA polymerase II-specific.
AGCCAUCAGGUUCUAUUGCCCCGGACGACCAGCUGAAUAGAAAAAGGACAAUAACACACAACACACCAAUACCCCAUUCAUUCACAUUGUCAUCAUUGAGCAAAGCUCUAUUGUCAAUCGAGCCCCGCCACUCAAUUUUCCAGUGCCUUCCCAUAAAGCGGGUCUGGACGAUCGAUAGAGUUGCGAAGGGCAGAGUCCUCUAUUUUCUCACACACUCCUGUUGCAAGCCUAGACAUCGAACGUGAUGGUCACAGGAACUAUCAAUGGCGGGCUUCCUCCGUCGCCACAGCAAUCGACGCACAGUGAGCAGUUCACUCAAAGUCAGCUAGGACCUUGUGCAAUCCUUCAGCAGCAUACAUAUGGCCACAAUGAACAUUUUGGCAACCAGGUGAUGCACCCUGAAAUACCUGCACAUGGUAUGAUGUUUCAUCCAGACGGUACAGCUGCGUUCGAUGGAUACGAUUCUUUUAACGGCUACCAUGUGUCGAACAACUGUUCACAGAUGUUGACAAUGCACGAUCCAGCUUUUGUGCGGCCAGUCCAGAUGACCACACCUCCUCCAGCUGCCGAUGAAGGCAUUAUGGCAAGGAGCGAAAGGUCAACCGCGUCUCUUGGAUCCCCUCUUCCUAUUAGGAAGACUGUAAGCGACAAACCAAGAGUCAUCAGGCCACCUAGGACAAGACGUCGACCUAAGCAGGAAAAGCCAGACAAAAGCUCUAGCCCAGUCAUAUCUGCCCCGUUGAGCCAGCUAACAGCGCAUCUCACACACAUUCCAGUCAAAGACAUGGAGGCCUGGGUGAACCGACCUGCCGAUGUGCGUCACAAGGAGGCCCAGAAAGCUGGGAGGAUCGGGAGACCAAUGAACUCCUUCAUGCUCUACCGCUCUGCAUACGCAGACAGGACCAAAGAGUGGUGUUCGCAGAACAACCAUCAAGUGGUUUCCAGAGUAUCUGGUCAAAGCUGGCCUCUAGAGCCGCCAGAGGUCAGAGAGAAGUUCGAGCUUUUCGCAGUGCUGGAGAGGGACAACCAUCAGAAGGCUCAUCCAGGGUACAAAUUCACACCGAACAAGAACCAGACGCCGCCCAAGAAGAAGCGUUUUCUAGAGGAGAGAGAGCCUAGCGAUCUUGGUGAUCCAGAUUAUGAUCUUCACUCGAUGCAAGGACGGAAGCGGGCAAGGAGUGGUGAUUGCGACAGCAGCUACAGCCGCGGUUCGACUCCGUAUGAUAGAGACUCACUUCGGCCCACUGGCUCCAACCGGUCUUCGUGGCAGAUGAAUAACCCCGGUCGACCUAUUGCCGGCAUCCUUUCACCUCCGGAGCACAUGCACUACCUGCAGCCGUCCGUUCACCCAAGCAUGAUGGGUCCUAACGUUGAAGACGUUCGAUUCCGCAAGAUGGGACUUCCAGGGUUCCAGUACAGCCCAUCGACCAUGCUCUCGGGUCUUCCGGGAGCUGUGCAUCAUGAGCUACUCCAGCCGCCCUCCAACGUCACGACGCCUGGCCAGUCCGAUGACAGUCAGCUGGAUCCUCAGUUGCUAGCCUUCGACAACGGCAUCAGGGGAACAGAGGGUGGCAAUGGAGCCUACAACUGCUCGCAGUAUACUCUCUGGCAGGCCGAUAGUGGCGCCAAUGGUUAUUUCCCUCUCAGUACGGGAGUGACCUCGAAUCCACAGCAGCAAUACACUGUCGACGCCCCUUACCACCCAUCUGUGCAGGCCCUCCCAGAUGGACACGAAAUCUGGGACCUUAGUCACGGCUCCAACAUCGGUGAAGUCGGCAAGGACUUUGACCAGUGGAUCGAUACCUAAUCUGGUGUGAUGCAUCUUUCGUUAUGAGUCUUUUGUGACUGACGAAUGUCAUGAUCUGUAUGUCCUCAUUCGAACUUCGGGAUUCCGGUGGCAUGUUGGGAAAUGCAAAGUCAGGUGGGGGGAUUCUGGAGUUUGAGAGA